Messenger RNA from Thalassophryne amazonica, 4165 nucleotides. It is a transcript of the gene nid1a, whose product is annotated as nidogen 1a. The record is from RefSeq and is a predicted model, not a curated record. The transcript has 20 exons. Gene Ontology annotation, biological process: cell-matrix adhesion. NCBI's taxonomy places the organism in Eukaryota, Metazoa, Chordata, Actinopteri, Batrachoidiformes, Batrachoididae. The coding region runs from base 98 to 3721 and encodes 1207 amino acids. Gene Ontology annotation, molecular function: calcium ion binding.
GAACCUUGCCGGAGAGCGCGCGCCUCACUCUCCCAAACCUGGUUUGGAUAAACUCCGAGUGUGCUGCUGGCUGGGCUGCCUCUGAAACACAAGAACAAUGGGUUGGCAGGAGCGAGGAUGGCUCGUCUGUGCCACAUUUGUUGCCUUUGUGUCUUCUGCGCAAAGCAUAACCCGUGAGUUGUUGUUUCCAUUCGACCAAAGCGCAGGAGACCAGUUACUGGAAGCGGGCACCGACCUCACGCACCCACUGGACCUGGACAAGCCGGUGUUUUUCUAUGAUGGCACAUUUGACAGCAUCUUUAUCAACACCAAUGGUUUUGUUGCCAUGACGGAGCCAUCAAGUGAGGAAACAUAUCUUGGCAAAAUGCCCCCAAAAUUCGGUAUGAUUGCAGCUUUGCAAGGAGACUUGGACACAAGCGACGGCGUGGGGAGAGUUUCCUUCCGUCAAGACAGCAGUCCUGACAUUCUUCGGCUAGCAGCUGAGCACAUCAACAGGGCUUUCCCAGCAGGUGAUGAGGUAGAUCCCACUCAUGCAGUGGUGAUCACCUGGGCAAACAUUGCCCGCCAUGAACCCGAAAGCAACAGUACGGCUGAAACGAGAAACACCUUUCAGCUGGUGAUUGCAUCCUUGGAGACCGCUUCAUACGCCAUUUUCCUGUACACAAGAGAUGGGAUACAGUAUUCCUCCACACCAGCAGGGGACUCUAGUGUGACCAUGCAUGCUGGUCUCAGUAAAGGCGAAGUGCGAGGUUUCCUGUGGUCUACUCAGGGUCCAUACUACCGCAUGACCACUGAUGACGAGGCAUCCGUCCAGGCGUUAUCAGAGGAGACCAACUCUGGCAAGCAUGGAGUGUGGGUGUACGAGAUUGGAACUUCUCCCCACUUUACUAACGUGGCUCCAGGUGAGGUGACUGAUGUGCCACCUGAAGACUCACAGCAGGGAGGGCCCGAGGGUGACGUGGAGGUCCCCGAAACAACACCUGGACAUCCUGGAGAACAGCAAGUGGAGUACCUUCCGUAUGAGCCAGAAGGGCAGAUCCUAGUCCACCCAGUUCAGUUCCAGCCACAGCAUGUGGACUUUCAGCCUGUGAACCCGGAAGUGGUGGUGGUGGAAGAUGGAGACAUAAAUGUGGACGUGUUCUCAUACAACCUCGGGACCUGCACUAACAACAGACAUAAGUGCUCCCCUUUUUCAGACUGUAAGGACUACUCAGGCGGAUACUGCUGUCACUGCAGGCCUGGAUUCUAUGGCAAUGGAAUACAGUGUGUGGCAGAGGGAAAGCCACAGAGGAUGAAUGGCAAAGUGUAUGGAAAAGUGUAUGUGGGCAACUCUCCUUCUCCACAGGAGUUUACUGGCAAUGAUCUCCACUCAUACGUCGUCGUGAAUGAUGGCCGUUCCUACGUAGCCAUCAGUGACAUCCCUUCUGAUAUUGGCCAUUCACUUCAGCCCCUCGCAACCCUCGGUGGUGCGAUCGGUUGGUCGUUUGCUUUGGAGAAACCCGGCUUCAAGAAUGGCUUCAGUCUUAUUGGGGGAGAGUUCACACGGCAGGUUGAGGUGAUCUUUCUGCCAGGAAACGAAAAGCUAACAAUCAGGCAGGAGUUCAAAGGCAUUGAUGAGCACGAUCACCUGGUGGUGAACACCAUGCUGGAUGGACGGAUCCCAGAGGUGCCUCGUGAUUCCGUCGUGCAGAUUGGUCCUUACUCCGAGAUCUACCAGUACAGCAGCAACUUAAUUACCUCAUCCUCCACUCGGGAUUACAUUGUAAUUCCGCCCAAUGGUUCCCCUGAGCCCAGAACCUAUCAAUGGCGUCAAACCAUCACUUUCCAGAGCUGCCAGUAUGAUGACUCUCCAAGAGAUAUGAGACCGACACAGCUGCUCAGUGUGGACCAGGUCUUUGUCUUGUACGACGUUAAUAAUCAACUCAUCCGGUUUGCCAUGAGCAACAAGAUCGGGGAUAUCAAUGGAGGACAACCAGAGGAGAAUCCAUGUUUCACUGGAAGACAUGGCUGUGACACCAAUGCUGUGUGCAGACCUGAACACGGGACUCAGUUCACCUGCGAGUGCGCUGCUGGUUUCAACGGUGAUGGACGCGCAUGUUAUGACAUUGAUGAGUGCAGAGAGACUCCGCACAUCUGCGGACCCCAUGCGAUCUGCAACAAUCAGCCCGGAACAUUUCGCUGUGAAUGUGAAGAUGGCUAUCAGUUCAGCAGUGAUGGGCGGACGUGUAUCCAGGUAAAUCAGCCUGUGGAUCACUGUGCGGCAGGCACGCACAGCUGCGACAUUCCUGAGCGCGCUCAGUGCAGCUACACCGGAGGCUCCACCUAUAUCUGCUCUUGCCUUCCAGGAUUCAUAGGAGAUGGUCGAAGCUGUCAAGACGUGGACGAGUGUCAGCCAGGCAGGUGUCAUCAGGACGCAGUCUGUUAUAACACCCAGGGAUCCUUUACCUGCCAGUGCAGGCCCGGUUACUAUGGCGAUGGCUUCUAUUGCUCCUCAGAGAGGACUAAAACACAAUGUGAGAGACACAGGGACAGUCUGCUGGAAGCGACAGAGUUUGGUCCACGAGGGCCCCGGCCUCCUGUUGGACAUUUUGUCCCCACAUGUGAUGAGAACGGGGCCUAUGAGCCAAUGCAGUGCCAUGGCAGCACAGGACAAUGCUGGUGUGUGGACCGCAACGGACAGGAGAUCCCUGGGACUCGGUCUGGUCCUGGCAGCGUACCAAUGUGUAUUGAUCAUGGUGUUGUGCCACCACAUGUGGGCCCCACCCCUCGACCCGAUGUCCAGCCCCUGCCUCCAGGAACCCACUUGCUUUUCACCCAGAGUGGCAGGAUAGAUCACGUCCCACUGGAUGGUCAGGAUAUGAAGAAGGAUGAUGCCAAGGCUGUCCUUCAUCUACCUGAGAAGGUCAUCAUCGGCGUGGCCUAUGACUGUGUGGAGAAAAUGGUCUACUGGACGGAAAUCACUUCUCCUUCAAUCAGCAAGGCCAACAUCCAUGGAGGCGAACCCAUUCUGGUCAUUAGAUCAGAUUUGGACAGUCCAGAGGGCAUUGCCAUCGACCACUUGGGACGGACUAUGUUCUGGACAGACUCUGUGAAGGACCACAUUGAGGUGGCCUCUCUAGAUGGAUCUCAGCGGCGUGUCAUUGUCGACUCUGAUCUCGUCAACCCCCGCGCUAUUAUCGCAGACCCCCCCAGUGGUAAUCUAUACUGGGCUGACUGGAAUCGAGAUGCCCCCAAAAUUGAGACUUCCUACAUGGAUGGAUCCAACAGAAGGGUGCUAGUAAAGGAAGAUCUGGGUCUACCAAACGGCUUGACCUAUGACCCUCAGAGUUUCCUGCUUUGUUGGGCAGAUGCAGGAACACACAAAAUGGAAUGUAUGAAUCCCAGUCAGGGGGAUCGCCGAAUGGUUUUGGAGGGGAUUCAGUACCCUUUUGGAAUAACAGCUUUUGGGAAGAACCUCUACUACACUGACUGGAAGAGGGAUGCCGUGGUUGCAGUGGACCGCUUUGCCGGCCGGGAAUCAGACGCCUUCAAACCUCAGAAACGCACCAAGCUAUAUGGAAUCACAACAGCCUACACUCAAUGUCCUUCGGGGCAAAACUACUGCGCCGUGAACAACGGCGGCUGCUCUCACCUCUGUUUAGCAACGCCGACUGGUCGCUCCUGCAAAUGUCCGGACAAGGCAACGAGCAGGAGCUGCGUGGAGCGAGACAGCAGCUAUUGAAACAAGGUGGUCACCGUCUGGAGAGAUGACCACAUUUUCCAUGGACGGCACAUCAGGAGCGACUCUACGUUACUAAACUAUAGCUGCUGAAAAUGCAACUGAAAACCAGAGGCGACUUCCUGUGCCUUUCAGUGUUAAGCUUAUCUUUACAUUCCCCGUUCCCUUUUAUAAUUCCACACUCGCCUUGCAAAAUUGUAAAUACAAACACUAGUAUUUUUACUUUUCCUGAGUGCACAUAAACUGAAACUAAAGCUCAAGGGAUAAAUAAUUUAAUGUGAAAGUCAUCACGGCACAGCAUGAUGUCAUCUUGUGUCAAUUGUGUUACACUGUGGCAUGUUUGGAUUCAAUCCAAGAGAUCUCGUCUGAGUUUUUUUUAGUGGACUUUUGUGCAAGCUGGAGGGAUGGUUUACAUGAUGGACAGCAAAUAAAGGUUUUUCUAACAUG